This is a messenger RNA of Emiliania huxleyi CCMP1516, 1815 nucleotides long. RefSeq lists its product as hypothetical. Bases 1 to 1815 code for a protein of 604 amino acids. The transcript has 3 exons. The record is from RefSeq and is a predicted model, not a curated record. Gene Ontology annotation, molecular function: protein binding; calcium ion binding. NCBI's taxonomy places the organism in Eukaryota, Haptophyta, Isochrysidales, Noelaerhabdaceae.
AUGGCGGCCGCGGAGCUUGCAGCCGCAUUCUCGGCCUUUGACGUCAACGGCGACGGCGUCAUCUCGCUGGAGGAGUUUGUUGCCAUCCUCACGCGCUCUGGGGAAGCGGGCAACGCACGACCGAUGAGGCGGAACGAGGCGGAAGCGCUCUUCCGAUCGUUUGAUUGUGAUGGGAAUGGUGUGCUCUCCACGGAGGAAUUCAUCCGUCCUUGGGCAGUUCACUUGGCACGCAACUCUCUGCUCUCAGCAUUGGACGCUGUUGACGCUGCCAACGGCCGCGAAAACCUGAUGUGGAAAGCUCAGGCCCGGGUGGCAGUGCAAGCAGAGGCGUUUGCCAAGGCCCUCGUGGAUGCACCAGGCGAUCUGCCGGCUCCAGGAACUUAUGCUAGCGCCGAUGUGCUGUACGCUGCGCUUCGACCGCUCGCACCGGACUGCCCCCCUCCUGUUAGACUCCUUCGUUCAAGCUGGAUCAAAAAGCGUGCGCGUCAACUGAGGGCGGCAGCCAGUCCUGAGGAGCGGCAGGCACUCGCGAUGCCGCGGAGACAGGACCUCGAGCGUACCGAUCCCGAUGCCUUCAUGGACGAAGAGGAGCUGCGAGCUCGUUCCGCGCCCGAUCGUACAGGCUCUUUCAUCACCAAGAAGCUCGCACUCGGUGCGCUCUCCUACUGCUGGCUCACCGCUGAGCAUCCCGACCCCAGGGGCGAGCAGCUCGUUUCGCUGGCUGCUGCGAUCGAGGCAGCAGAGGCGGGUGAUCAGGCUUUCCCGGGCGAGGCGGCCUUCUUCAUUGACUUCGCCUCGCUGCCUCAAAAGGGGCCCGGCGGACGGCGCACUCCCGCAGAGGCGGCUGCCUUUAGCGCGGCCCUAGGCAACAUGCAGAUAUGGUAUUCGCACCCUCUGGUGACGGCCUUCAUCGCCAGGUCACUCCCCUCCGGCCACGAGAAGGUGCCACGGUACGAGGAGAGGGGAUGGACCACUUGUGAGGCUUCCUGGGCGGCGCUCGCCAAGCCAAUGUCACACUACUGCUGGGCGCCAAUCAUCGACGUGCCGCAGCAAGGCGCUGUGCAGGAGUACAGGCGGCCGGCGCCAACAACGCCCGCCGCGCUGGCGCGGUUAGUCGCUGGCAAACGAUUCACGUCCAAGAAGUCAGACCUGCCCAUGGUCAUCGAGCUCAAUACUCGGACCAUUCUUUCGCUGAUGCGCGACACGGAGAAGCUGGAGUUUGCACAGUGCGGCUGGGGCGAUGGCGAGAUGGAACAACUCCUCGAGGCAGCUUCAGCACCUCCCUCAGUGUUGCCACUCUGCCGCAACUUGCGCAAGCUUUGGCUUUUCGAGAAUCACAUCGGCGACGACGGCGUCGCUGCUCUCGCCAAGGCCGCGCUCGGCGGCGCGCUUUCGACGUUGGAGGACCUUCACUCUGAUCUCAAGCUCAAGGGGAACCGGAUCGGCGACGACGGCGUGCAGGUCCUGGCGGCCGCCAUGUGUGGAGACGGCGGCGAGGCUGGCAGCUUACCGAGCUUAAAGUUGCUCAACCUCUCGAGCAAUCGAGUUGGUGACUUCGGGGCGAAGGCCUUGGCGAACGCGAUGGCGAGCGGGGCAAUGCCCAGCCUCGGCCUGCUCUACUUGGGCAGCAACCGCAUCGGUGACGCGGGCCUUUGCGCGCUGGCAUCGGCGUCGGCGUCCGCAUCCGGCCUCGAGCAGCUCUACCUCGAGCACAACCAGAUUGGUUGCACCGGGGUGACAGCUCUCGCUGACGCGGCAACAAAACUCGGCGCCACUUGCCGCGACAAGGCUCUUUCGCCCUGGGCCGACUCAUGA